AUCAGAUUCCAAAGGGCCACGUUGGAUUAUCGUCCACGCAGGUGGUGCUAUGGGUUUCAUACCCAAUGCUCAACUGAUCUUCAGAUCUCAGUCACAAACGGCCGACUAUCACGACGAUAUGAAUAAGACGAAUUUUAAUAAGUGGCUUAAUGAAAAGCUUAUACCAAAUCUGCCUCCUCAAUCAAUUGUGGUGAUGGAUAACGCCUCCUACCACACAGUGCAGCUUAACAAAGCACCAACAAUGUCAAGCAGAAAGACAGAAAUGCAAAACUGGAUAACAAGUAAUGGUCUUUCUUACUUGCCAAGUAUGGUAAAAGCCCAGCUAUUUCAAAUAAUAAAGGAGCACAAACAACCGCCUGUUUAUGAAGCCGAUGUAAUGUUGGAGGCGCAUGGACAUAAAGUGGUAAGGCUUCCACCUUAUCACUGCGAUUUAAACCCCAUCGAGCUGAUAUGGAGUGUCUUAAAAAGACGAAUUGCUGAAAAAAACCUAGGUCAGGAAGCAAAUAAAAUCGUCCAAAUCACAGAAGAAGCAUUUGCAACGAUCACCGAAGUAGAAUGGAGAAAAGAAUGUGAGCACGUGAAAAAAUUGGAAGAAAAAUAUUACGUUGAUGGCCAAGUUAUUGACCGCGAGAUGGACAGGUUUAUAAUUGAAGUGGGAGACGAUAGCGACACUUCUGAUGACGAAGAUGAUAUGGAAGAUGAAGAUGACGACGAUCUCUUGGGUAUAAGUCCGUUAGAUGAGCAUCUUUUGCCUGAUCAUAAUUAUAAUAAAAAUUAUUAAAUUA
Molecule: messenger RNA, 785 nt
Organism: Melitaea cinxia (Glanville fritillary)
Lineage: Eukaryota; Metazoa; Arthropoda; Insecta; Lepidoptera; Nymphalidae
Exons: 1
Coding region: 50-781 (243 amino acids)
Molecular function (GO): nucleic acid binding
Source: RefSeq, a predicted model, not a curated record